This is a messenger RNA of Glycine soja, 2889 nucleotides long. RefSeq names its product probable serine/threonine-protein kinase WNK7. The transcript has 7 exons. Gene Ontology annotation, cellular component: cytoplasm. The record is from RefSeq and is a predicted model, not a curated record. Gene Ontology annotation, biological process: protein phosphorylation; intracellular signal transduction. NCBI's taxonomy places the organism in Eukaryota, Viridiplantae, Streptophyta, Magnoliopsida, Fabales, Fabaceae. Gene Ontology annotation, molecular function: ATP binding; protein serine/threonine kinase activity. Bases 583 to 2610 code for a protein of 675 amino acids.
UUAGGUAGUUACUUAGUUUAGUUCAUAACUUCUCCCAUUUGACCUCAAAAGUCAAACCUCAUCUUCUUCCUUCUCAAACGCAUAUUUCUUAACAAAAUUAGCACUCUGAUUCACCAUAUACCUGUCUGUUCACCCCUUCUCUUUCUCAUCCAUUGUUUCCUCAUUUUCUCUUUCUUCCCUCACCAACCACCAUUCCUCAUUCCUCCCUUUUUUCCCUUUUGAUUAUUUUCCUCAGAAGGUUGGAUAAUGGGAGACCCAUUUGGUAAAUUUUAAACCUUUGGGAGUUUUUGGUACCUGGGUCGAUGGAAGAAUGGACUUUGAGAGGAAGGUGGUGGUGUUGGGUUUCAUUUGAUUAUGAUUUUUUGCUAUGACAUGGAAGGUUGGGUUUUGGAUUUAGGUUCAUUGCCUCCAACCAUUGUCAUCGAAUGCCGAUUCCAGCUGCGGUCGGCAUUCGAUUCCUCCUUCGUUCAGUCCCAACCUUUCUCCAUUCCAACCACGAACUAGGGCCCAUCCUGUAAGCACAAAUAAACAAAUACAAAAACAAGCAAUUUGUGUUUGGUUCUGUUUGUUUCAGCCACUAGAAUGAAUUCUGGUGCUGUCUUGGCAUUGCCUCCUGUAAGCAACGUGUUCAGGACAAGGGAACCUCAUGAUUUUGAGGAUGACUUUGUGGAGAAAGAUCCAACCGGCCGCUACAUAAGGAACAAUGAAAUCUUGGGUAGAGGUGCCUUCAAAACCGUUUAUAGGGGGUUUGAUGAAGUUGAUGGAAUAGAAGUUGCUUGGAACCAAGUUAAGAUUGAUGGCCUCAUGCAUUCAGUAGAUGAUCUUGCGAAAUUGUAUUCUGAAGUUAAUCUAUUAAAGUCUUUGAAACAUGAAAAUAUCAUUAAGUUCUAUGAUUCUUGGAUUGAUGAUAAGAAGAAAACUGUUAACAUGAUUACUGAACUCUUCACAUCAGGAAAUUUAAGGCAAUAUCGCAAGAAGCAUAAAUAUGUUGAAAUGAAAGCUAUAAAAGGUUGGGCCAGGCAGAUUCUUCAUGGCUUAGUAUAUCUUCACAGUCACAAGCCGCCCAUUAUUCACAGAGAUUUGAAAUGUGACAACAUCUUUGUGAAUGGAAACCAAGGUGAAGUUAAGAUAGGGGACCUUGGUUUAGCAAUUGUCAUGCAACAACCAACCGCCCAAAGUGUUAUUGGGACUCCUGAGUUUAUGGCUCCAGAACUAUAUGAAGAGGCAUACACUGAACUUGUUGACAUCUAUUCUUUUGGGAUGUGCAUAUUGGAGAUGGUUACUCUUGAAUAUCCCUAUAGUGAAUGCCAAAAUCCUGCUCAAAUCUUUAAGAAAGUUACCUCAGGCAUCAAACCUGCUUCCCUUAAUAAGGUGAGUGAUCCCCAACUUAAGGACUUUAUUGAGAAAUGUCUGGUUCCAGCAUCUGAGAGAUUGUCAGCAGAUGAGCUUCUUAAAGACCCAUUUCUACAAGUUGAGAAUCCAAAAGAUCCCAUCCUUUAUCCUUUACAACCUCCUAGCAGAACACUGAGAGCAUAUUCAUUCAAGUCUGGUUCUCUAUCUAUGGACAUGGAUUCUGACUACAAACCGUUUUCUAUGAGCAUUUAUUCUGAAAGCAACCAGGAAAACCCACAUUGUCCUAUUUUUGAAGUGCAGAGGACAUAUAAGAACAACAAGUUUAGGUUGAAAGGGACUAAAAAUGAUGUUAAUUCAGUAUCAUUGACCUUGCGAAUUGCUGAUACAUGUGCAGGUCGAGUCCGGAAUAUACAUUUUCUCUUUUACCCUGAUACAGAUACCGCAGUCUCUGUGGCCACAGAGAUGGUUGAACAUUUGGAGCUGGCAGAUCAUGAUGUAGAUUUCAUAGCCGAGCUUAUUGAUUACUUGAUAAUGAAACUUCUACCUUGGUGGAAGCCCUCACCAGAUCAUUGCUCAUGUGGAGAAUUAAGUCCUUAUUGUACAAAUAUAGAUGGCCAAACAUUAAUGGCAUGGCCGUGGGGUUCUGUCUCAACUAGUAUUCCCUCUGAAUUGGUUAUUGGUCAGGAUGGCUUCUCUGGGUCUGAUACAACUCCCAAAGAAGAUUUUGUGGUGUCUGAGAAUAGCAGUGUUUCCAAAAUUGCUAAUAAUGCUACUUUUGAGGGUGAUUGUAAUUCUUCUAGUCUGGUUAAAUUGGAAGAUCGAUAUUCACAAGGAUCUAGAGCUUCUGAGAUGAUUAUUGAAAAUACUUCUAUGAAAAAUGACAAUUGUCAUGAUUCCAAUGAUGAUUUAAGUUCUAAAUGCUUUAGUAGUUCCAUGUCUGAACUUAGGGAUGUAUAUUUUGAGGACUGUAAAUUGCAACAAACAGAGUAUUGUGUUGGGGAAGGAGUUGUGAUAAAUGAAUUCCCAAAGAACUCGGGGUCAGUUCUUGGAACAUCCAUUAAUGUUGAAAAUCUGGCAAGUAGCUGUUCUUAUGUGUCAUCAACAGAAGAGGACAUUGAUCUUGGGCUAAAGUUUAAACUUGAUGAAAUUGAGGCACACUAUCAGCAUUGGAUUGAUGAACUUAAUGAAAUGAUGCUGGAGGCAUUGGAAUCCACCAGACGGAGAUGGAUGGCCAAGAAGAAAUUGGCUGCUCAGUGAUUUUGAACUUGUUGAUUGACCUCUUUUUACCCUUGUCAAAAUUGUUUCAUUGUAAAGUUUGUGUUCUUAACGGCAAUUUGUGUAUUGGAUGUGGCUCUUUUUAGUGGAAGCGAGUAUCCUUACCCUCAACCUAUUUUUUCCAUGCUUUGGAGAUAUUUCUCAAUCUCUCAUUAGCAUAGCAUAAUGUAGGAGAAUGUGUCUCGAGAAAAUUUUAUAGUUCUAGAAGACGCAUUCUGAUGGGGACCCUUUGCUAUUUUAGUAUAUUGUUCAUCAUUACAG